Messenger RNA from Aphis gossypii (cotton aphid), 2265 nucleotides. Its product is annotated as pickpocket protein 28-like. Gene Ontology annotation, cellular component: membrane. Gene Ontology annotation, molecular function: ligand-gated sodium channel activity. The coding region runs from base 156 to 1169 and encodes 337 amino acids. The record is from RefSeq and is a predicted model, not a curated record. Gene Ontology annotation, biological process: sodium ion transmembrane transport. The transcript is spliced from 8 exons. Lineage: Eukaryota; Metazoa; Arthropoda; Insecta; Hemiptera; Aphididae.
UUGACUAAGGGACAUAACAAUGAUCAAUCCACUACCCAGACAUUAUAGCGAUAUGUAUUAAUUAAGUUUUAAUUUAAUUUUGGUUUUGGACGUUUUAACAGAAUCUGUCAUUUCCGUGUAAAGAAGUGGUCAAGUCAUUUUUUUGGUUACGGAAAAUGGAAAUCGAUCCUUGCAACAUUUUAUUCCAAGAAACGUUUACGCCGUAUGGUUUGUGCUACUCGUUCAAUAUGAUGCCCAUGAGAGAUUUAUUGAACGGUGUUGACGAAUGGUCACAAGAGUUCAAUAACUAUAGUUGGAAAAAGUAUCAUAGUAGCUGGAAACCGGAUACCGGAUAUAGUAGCGAUGCACUGACUGAUCAUUUGCCACUGAGAACGUACGGCGAUGGUGACUAUCACAGUGCUACUAUGAAAUUAGAACUUCAUGCCGAGGAUAUGAACAAAGAAUGUGCACAUGGGUUGGAAAUAUUCUACAUAUUGAUCCAUAGUCCAGCUGAAUGGCCUAGCAGGUCACAUCCGACAUUAUUAGCCAGCUCCAAUAUGAUUUCGACUAUUUCAAUUAAACCGUUUGUGCUUACGACCGCCAAAGAUUUAAUACCGUGGGAUUCCAAAAUAAGACAUUGUUACUUUCAAAACGAGAGUAAACUAAAAUUUUUCAAAGUUUACACUAAGAACAAUUGCAUCUUAGAGUGUCGCAGCUUUAGUACAUUGUCGCAGUGUGGUUGUGUGCCGUUUUUCUAUUUAAGAAUGAAAAACACGCCAGUUUGCGGUCCCGCUAAAAUGUCUUGUUGGGUGACUGCUUCACAGGCUUCGUCAGAUUCAUGUGAUUGUUUACCGGGGUGUACAGAAUUUUUUUUCAAAACGUCGUCAAUGAAUGCGCAGCUCACGGAAUCUGUUAAAAAAGAUAAUAAAAGUAACCCGGCAUCUAGUUCGUUGAUAUUAAGUGUUUAUUAUCAAAGUAAAAAUUUCAUUGGAUAUAAUCGAAUAUUGACUUUUACGUUAGGUCAAUUUAUGGGUAACGUGGGUGGAAUAAUGGGAUUGUGCUUGGGAUUUAGCUUUUUAAGUUUGGUUGAAAUUAUUUAUUUUUUAACACUCAGACCAUUUGUAAACUUUUGUAACUCAAAAAAGAAAUUGAAAAAAGUUGUUCCUACACACAUAUUGAGGGAAGAGUAAGAAGAGUCGAAUUAAUCUAAUUUAGUUAAAUUAAACAUCUACAGUAAUAAUCAUAUUAUGUCAGAUAUCGUAUCAAAAUUGAAGACAUGUACGCACAUUCUAUCUACACAAUGAAACACAUCAGUUUUUACUUUAUAUAUUUAUUAUUAGAUUCGCUGUAUUUAUUUAUGAUACAUUUGUAUUGCACUAAAUUUAAAAUUAUACAUAAUAAUUUAUAUUAAUAAUUUGUUAUGAUAUUGUUAAGUGCGAAAUCAAUUUGUAGUUAACACUUUAAAGUUUAUGUAAUUUAAUACUAAGAAAACAAUUAUUUUUUGAACCCAAUAUAUUUAAAAUUAUUAAAAUUAAGUUAUAAGUUAUAUUAAAAAUCUUCAAUUCAUACUUUUAAAGUGAUUCCUAAAAGGUGAAUCUUUUUUUCUCUUGUUCAUUAGUCUACAUGUACUUUUUACUUUUGUCUUUGUACAGUUAAAAUAUGUUAAUAACAAUAAACACUUAUUUUAAUUUUUGACAACAAUAUAUAAACAUUAUUGUAAAUAUCACAAUCAAUUUUUGCACAUUUGGUAUUGUUGAUAAAAUUAUAACUUAUAACUUUAACCGAUUAGAUAGAUAGACAGUAUGAUAUAAAACAAGUUAUUAAAUAGCCGUGGACUCUAUACAAGUAGGAUAGUUAAAAUAGACAAUUAUAAUGAAGCUACUGAGGUAUGCAUGUAUUGUUAUUUAACACGAUGAAUGGAGUGAAUAAAUACAUUUUGAAAAGAUUAUUAUUAAAUCAUGUAGGCCAUCGAGGUUUAAUGUUGCGCAUGACUACGAUCCAUCACAUAGGUGGAACUACGUAGAUUAUUGUCUCAAAACAGUUUGAAAACCAUUUCUAAAAAUAAAUUUAAAAGCAUUAAAUUGUAUUUAAAUAUUUAAAGCAAUGAUACGGAUUUAAUAAGUAGGUAAUAACAAUAGCAUUGAAUUAAAUAAAAAAUAAAAAUAUCGAAAAUGUUGAAAAUAGCUUCAGUAUUGUUGAUUAUAAUUUUAGCGUAUUUUUCCUUGUGUUUAUAAUCGCGUAGGCAAGUCAAUAAUUGAAUAAUUUAUUUAAUUCUUAUUAAUAAUG